Molecule: messenger RNA, 3147 nt
Organism: Jaculus jaculus (lesser Egyptian jerboa)
Lineage: Eukaryota; Metazoa; Chordata; Mammalia; Rodentia; Dipodidae
Gene: Mroh8
Product: maestro heat like repeat family member 8
Exons: 23
Coding region: 1-3147 (1048 amino acids)
Cellular component (GO): cytoplasm
Source: RefSeq, a predicted model, not a curated record
AUGCCCCUGCCUCGCAGGGAAAGGGGAUCGCGUCUGGCCAGCUGCCGAGCGGUCAGCACUGGCCUUCCGAGACCAACGCCCCGUUCCCCAAAGCGUGCUGGCCGCGGGGGCCCGUUGUUGAGCCAUGCGCAACGCCUCACCCGGCGGCGCCAUUCCUCCGACCAGGUCCCACGGGCGCCCGAGCAGCAAGCCGACUUCCGCUCCGGAAAGUGGCUCCAAGAGCGCCCCGGAGGGGACGCCAGGGACUCCGGGCAGACGCUGCUCGCCGGGAUGGGCUCCAAGCACAGGUGCAGUGGUCAAGAAGUAGUGAUCCCGUGUGCUUCUGAUAGUGACUCAGGAAGUGUGGAUCUGCAACUGAGCAACCUAGAGGACCUUAAAAAAAGCUCAAGUGGCAUUGAACUUACAGAUUCAGACAUCUCUGAAAUCCUUGGACUUCCUCAGGAUUGCCAUACAGAUAGCCUCAGACCCCUAACACCCCAGGCUCCCCUCAGCGAGGCCAGCGUUGAGAGGCUGGUCCAGUCCAUUCAGAAGGUUUUUCAUGGAGAGCUAAAGGGUGAACUUGAAAAGCUGGCGUUCCUAAAAUCUUUGUCUUCUAUCAGCCAAACUUUACCUUAUGAUGAAACCACAGAAUCAUUCAUUCAUAGGCACACAGAAGAAAUAGUGCAUAUCCUGAGAGUGCUGCUACAAGAGGAGCCCCUGCAUAUGCUAUCCAGCCCAGUGCGCCAGGAGAUCUUUUUCACCAUCACUGACCUCAGUUACCAAAAUAUCUACCUGCUGUCUGGCCCUGAAGAUGGUGAAGAAUUGCUCAGUCUUACCACCAAAAGUAUAAUCACUCUGCCCUCUGUAAGCCAUCUUACUGAGCUGCAGGAGACCAUUCCAAACCAUCCCUACAAUGCAGAGGAUCUCUACAAGCAAACGUUCCAGGCAUUCUCUGUGAUGCUGCAGAGUAUGGUGAUUAACGACCCACAUUUGGAAAAAUUUGACACCAUUUUUGAGCACAUGCACCCGUGGUUACUGUCAGCCAAAGACCAUGAGCGGGAACGGGCUACAGACAGCAUGGCCCAAGUCCUCAAGUGCUUAUCCAGACAUCUCAGCUUGAAGCUUCCACUGCAAUUCCAGAGACUUGGACACCUGGUGGCUCUGAUGACACUGCUAUGUGGGGACCCACAGCCAAAGGUAGCAGCGGAUGCUGCAGAGGGAACGCACUACCUGCUGCAUGUCACCCUGAGGCUGAAGUAUAUUACUUGUGACAAGGAAAAUCAACAGAAUUUAAGGGGAGCUUUGAAAAGGUGUCGAGAGCUGCUAGAGCUCUAUACCACUAAACAGUUCUACCACUGCCCCUACAAAAUCAUCCAGAUCUUUGAAGUUUUCCUCAAUUUGAAUGAACUUUGCCAUUUCGUAAUGGCUACAUUGGAUGUCCUGAAAAACCUGCCACAUCCCUCCAUCCAGCAGCUGGCAGGAGAUUUGCUAUUAACAUUGAUGAAAAAUGCAGAGUCUCGAUUUGAGAAGGUGCCAGAAAUCAUAGGCAUUAUCUGUGCCCAGCUAUCCAUAAGCAACUUGCCUAGCAUCCGCUACCAAAUUAUACGUACUGUGAGCUUGUUUAUCUCCAGACCCAAGUAUACAGACAUAGUGCUCAGCCACCUUCUAUUUCAUCCAGUACCAUAUGACAGGCUUCUGGCUGAACUGUGGAGAACCCUGGAGGUCGAGCUGUCCAGCAUGACCUGGAUUCUGUGGAGGCUCCUCAGGAAGCUACAGAGAUGCCAUAACGAACCCAUCGAGGAGAAGAUGGCCUAUGUGGCUGUUGCUGCAACGGAUGCCAUUUACGAGGUGCUCAUAGGGAACAAGCUGCAAGAAGCUGCAUUCCGGCUCUUUCCUCAGCUUUUGAUGACACUGCUCAUCCAGAUCCACCACAGCAUCGGCCUUACCAUGUCUGAUGUGGCCAUCCCAAGUGACCUGAGCGCACAGCAGGACAUGUCAACAGAGGUCACACCUAUGUGCUUUGCCAUACAAGCUACAAAGACUCUCCUCCUCAGAACACUGUGCUGGCAGGAAUUCCACAUCAUGGAAAAGAAUGAUGGAUGGACUCUUCUGAAAGGAAAUUGCCAUCUUCAGGGAGUAUUUCUCCUUGCCAAUGCCUUGCUGGAAAGAAAUCAACACCUUGCACAUAAGACCAUGUACUUGUUAGUCCCUUUUCUUAGCCGAGGAAAUGAUAAACAUAAACUCACAUCUGCAGGCUUUUUUGUGGAGCUCCUCCAGAGUCCAGUGGCCAGGAGAUUACCCAGCAUAUACUCCACUGUCCGCUUGAAAGAUUGGUUGUAUCAUGGAAAUCACCCUUUUAGAAUUCUUGCACUGCGGGGACUGAGAAAUCUUGCCAAACACCAGGAGAAGCAAGAAGACAUCAAGAGCCUCUUGCCGUGCUUCUUAGACAGCCUACAUGAGACUGAUGAGAAGAUCGUUGUGUUGACCAUCCAGAUACUCCUGUAUCUCGUUGGGGCACUGGACUCAGCAACCCUGAUCACCAUGAUGAGGAUCCUGUUCUCCUUAUUUGGUGAUGUGAGACCUGAUGUUCAUCACUUUUCCAUGACUCUCUUUGGAGCCUCCAUAAAGUCCGUGAAAUGUGCAGAUAAGAAGAGCAUAGAAAACCAAGUCCUGGACAGCGUGGUCCCACUGCUUUUGUAUUCUCAGGAUGAAAACUAUGCCAUAGCUGAGGAAAGCAGGCAUGUCCUAAGCAUAUGUGCCCAGUUCCUGAAAUGGAAGCUGCCCCAAGAAGUGUACUGCAGAGAUCCCUUGUACAUCAAAACUACCAAAGCUGAACAAGUCUGCAAGUUCUUUGGGAAAAAAUGCAAGGAGAAAAUCAAUAUUAUAGCUCAAACAUUGAUAUACGCCAGGAAUGCAAAACUUCCCAUCAGAAGAGCAGCAGUCUUAUUUGUAGGGCUUUUUACAAAGUACAUGGAUCAUGCUGAGCUCAAGAUGAAGGGUACUGACUGGAUAGAGGAGGAUCUGAGAGAUCUGCUAAAUGACCCUGAGCCCUCUUUGCGCCUCAUCGCCUCUCAGGCUGUGUUCCGUAUUCGGAGGGCAAAGACUGAGGCAGAAUCAGAGCAGACAAUUUGCUGGCUGAGGAAGCUCUUGGGCUGUUUCCCUACUUAA